UCUCCGCUAGGUGCAGCAUGUAUGUGAGCGUGUGUGAGCCAGCAGAGCCGCCUGUGUGUUUACAUGUCAGCCUAUCAGUGCUGCCGGAUUUAGAGCAUCUGGAGAGGACGGAGGCAUUUUUUAAAUGCCCCACGGACGAGGGUUUCUCGCCGCUCGCACACGUCCCUCUUCCCUCCGCUUGAAUCCAGCCUGCAUUGAGUCCCGCAUCCCUGUCUCCAUGCUUUCGGAGGCAUUUUGAAUUUCCUUGGCAACAUGGAGCUGCCUGAAUUAGAAUUCUCUGCAUGACAGUCCUGGUAAGCAGUAGGAUGGUGUUGGGGGAGGCAGGAGGGCACAGCUACUUGGUGGCAUGCUGGCAGCCCAUCCUGAUCCUCAUGCUGGGCACCGUCCUUUCCGGAUCCACCACCGGUUGCCCCUCCCGAUGCGACUGCAACGGUCAGGAGCGCUCCGUCGUGUGCCACCGACGGAGACUGGCAGCUCUUCCCGAGGGCAUACCCACCGAAACAAAGCUGAUGGACCUGAGCAAGAACCGCCUGAAAACUCUGGGGCCCGAGGAGUUCAUUAAUUACCCUCAGCUGGAGGAGCUGCAGCUUAACGAGAACACGAUCUCAUCCAUUGAGCCUGGGGCUUUCGGCAACCUUAUGAACCUUCGGACUCUAGGUUUGCGCAACAACCACCUCAAGCUCAUUCAGCUGGGGGUGUUCACAGGCCUGACUAACCUCACCCAGCUGGAUAUCAGCGAGAACAAAAUUGUCAUUCUCCUCGACUAUAUGUUCCAGGAGCUGUACAACCUGAGGGCACUGGAGGUCGGUGACAAUGACCUCGUAUUCAUCUCCCCCCGAUCAUUUCAUGGCCUCAGCAACCUUGAAAGCCUCAACAUCGAGGGAUGCAAUCUGGCCUCAGUGCCCACUGAGGCCCUGAGCCAUCUGCAUAACCUGCUGUCACUUCGAUUGCGCUAUCUCAACGUCACUGUCAUGAGGGAUUACUCCUUUAAGAGGCUGUAUCGGCUCAGAGUGCUGGAGAUUUCCCAAAUGCCUGCCCUGGAUACCAUGACCGGAAAAUGCUUGUUUGGGCUCAACCUCACAUCACUGUCCAUCACAAAUUGUAAUCUUACCAUCAUCCCCUACCAAGCCAUCAGUCACCUCAGAUAUCUCCGCUUUUUGAAUCUGUCUUUCAAUCCCAUUCAUACUGUGGAAGGGAACAAACUGUUCAAUCUCCAGAAGCUUCAGGCUUUUCAUUUGGCUGGUGGGAGAUUAGCUGCCAUUGAGCCCUACUCUUUCCGAGGACUCAACCACCUCCGUGUACUCAAUGUAUCCAGCAAUAGCCUGAGCACCAUAGAGGAGUCUGUCUUCCACUCAGUGGGGAACCUGGAAACUCUGGCGUUGUAUGAAAACCCGUUGGCCUGCGACUGUCGCUUGCUCUGGGUCUUCCGCCGGCGGUGGAGGCUCAAUUUUAACAGACAACAGCCCAUGUGCACUUCACCAGAGGUUGUUCAAGGAAAAGAGUUCAAGGACUUCCCAGAUAUUCUCCCUUCUGACUAUUUCAUCUGCCAGAAAUCCAAGAUCAUGGAUUACAAGGUCCAAAAGAGCCAUGUAGAUGAAGGAACUACGGUUCAUUUCACUUGCCAAGCUGAGGGUGAUCCGGUCCCUGUGAUAAUGUGGCUUUCCCCUAAGAAGGACUACAUCACUACCAAAACUGCGGGGUCAAGACUUUCUGUGUCUACUGAAGGCACAUUGGAGGUGCGUUACGCCCAAAUCCAAGACAACGGCACCUACCUGUGCAUUGCAAGCAAUGCAGCGGGCAACGACACCAAAGCUGCUCACCUUUUUGUGCAUAGCUACUCCCCCAAUUGGCCACACCAGCCAAACAAGACGUUUGCCUUCAUUUCAAACCAGCCCAGUGACGAAGGUGCAAAUGUGACCCGGGCCUCAGUUUCAUUCCCGUUUGAUGUAAAGACCCUCAUCAUCGCAACCACCAUGGGAUUUAUCUCUUUCCUCGGAGUGGUCCUCUUCUGUCUUGUAAUAUUGUUCCUCUGGAGUCGAGGGAAACACAAUACAAAGUCAAGUAUAGAGGUUGAAUAUGUGCCCCGUAAAGAGGAACCAGAGGAGGCCAGUCCAACUGAGGCUCCCAUACAAUUCAACAUGAAAAUCAUGUGAACUUUGAAUGGAGGCCAUGUAACCGUACAAACUGCAGUCGGGAUGCAUACUAUCUUCGCUUCAAAUAUCUACUCGGUUUAUGAGCGAUAGAAAUUGCACAGCAGCAAACGCAUUUUGACACUAUACCCUCGACUUCUUUUUUUUUUUUUACUUCAGGGACUGAAUCUUUAAAAGCAAAUGUUGAAUUUAAAUAUUCAAAUUUCUGUAAAUUUGUAUUGGCAAUACUCAAUCAGUAUGUUAACAUGCACUCAACAACCAGAUUACUGUGUUUAACCAAGUUAAGGUAAAGGUUAAAAUAAAGCACAUGGAUCACAGCUGCUGGAUUUCCAGAAAUAAACAUGAUAGGCGGGAUACUGUCUGGAAAGAUGUGGAGAUCAGUCUACAAUCUUUCUAUUAGCACAACUUAAGAGAAAUAUGUUGUUGUUGGGAUUUUGAUGCCGUCUUUUGCUUUGAUUGACGUACAAAGCACAAUAACCCAGCUGCUGUUGCUUGAAAUGCUUGUUGAACAGUUAAAAGUCAUUUCUCCAUUUUAUAUUGUCCCAUCAAGUAAUUGACAGGUAUGACACAAGCAUUAGGGGUGGUAUUAGAUCAAUGAAAAAAGGAUAGUGAAUAUAGUCAUAUUUUAAGAAAAUAAAGAUGUAGUUUCCAGAAAGAAGUUAUUAAAUUACAAACAUAUACUUAAAAUGUUGAGAGAGGAGAGUAACAGUAUUAUAAGACUUAAGUAAUAGUUUUGGUGGAAAAGAUCUUAACAUUUAGAGAAAGAAGUUGUAUUAUUAUAAGAAAAUUCCAUGUUUUGAAAAAACAUAUUUUGGGAUUUUGAUUCUCUGAAAUUGAUUUUUUCUUUUUUUUUUAUUAAGAACCAGUUGGAGCAGAAGAAAAUCAGCAGAGUAGCCCGUAUCUCAUUACUUGUCAUAGAUAAGCAACUUUGUCAACUGGGCUUCAACUUUACUCCACAUCACUUUUAAUAACUGAAGUAUUUCAUAAUCUAGUAACAGUCAAAUUGAAAAUCUGUGCAUGUUAACACACUGAGUGAAAGAAAAAAAAAAAAGGCCAGUCCUACAGUAUGUGCUCCUUUCUGCCAACAAAGGAAGUUUGUCAUUAAAUGUAUUAACAUGUUCAGCUAUACAUAUUUUUCUGUAUUCUAUUCUUUCCUUGUACAUUAUGCUAUGGCACAAUAGUGACGCUUUUAAUGGCUGUGAGUUUUGAACAUAGUACAAUCUAAAGAGCAGAUUAAGAUUAAGUUGGUGUUUUUGACGUGGCUAAACCAAAAGAGAGUGUUACAGCGUUUCAGAGUGCUCCUAAAAGUCAUGAGAUUAACAAUUUGUCAUCAAGUGUAACAAAAAUAAUUUGUUUACCCAUUUGGCAGCUCAAUAAGUCUGAGCACUCUGUCCAAGUCCUGAGGUUAUAUUGUCACCGGUGCUUCUAAAAAAUGCUGACAUUAAUCAUUUUUUGCCUUAAGUAACCCAUUUUCCAGCUUUUCAGCUGAGCACUACCCAAUAUUUAUGCGUUAAAUGGAGUUUUAUGCCAUAGGGAUUUUAUGUUGUCUAAUUAAUUUCACAGUCAAGGUCUGCUCUGAGGAUAAUGUGUUCAUUAACUCUUAAAGUACUUGUUUAAAUGGGAUGGGCAGAUGGAAAUUCUAUUAAAAUAAAUAACAUUUUAUACUA
This is a messenger RNA of Anarrhichthys ocellatus (wolf-eel), 3817 nucleotides long. It is a transcript of the gene lingo1b, whose product is annotated as leucine rich repeat and Ig domain containing 1b. The record is from RefSeq and is a predicted model, not a curated record. NCBI's taxonomy places the organism in Eukaryota, Metazoa, Chordata, Actinopteri, Perciformes, Anarhichadidae. Gene Ontology annotation, molecular function: protein binding. Bases 282 to 2153 code for a protein of 623 amino acids. The transcript is spliced from 2 exons.